This is a messenger RNA of Pieris macdunnoughi, 555 nucleotides long. NCBI's taxonomy places the organism in Eukaryota, Metazoa, Arthropoda, Insecta, Lepidoptera, Pieridae. The record is from the annotation of a GenBank genome assembly.
AUGCAUAGUGGAUAUCAUCAUGUACGCGAAUUCUCAUGUGGGACUCUUUACUACAGAACUUUGUUUGUCGACACAAAGCGUGAUGCACUCUACGUUGGUGCGAUGGACCGAUUAUAUCGACUUAACAUGAACAAUAUCAGCGCAUCACAUUGUGAGAGAGACGCGAUAAAUUUGGAGCCCAGUAACGUGGCGCAGUGUGUGUCAAAAGGGAAAUCAGAGCAUUUCGACUGUCGGAAUCAUAUCCGUGUCAUCCAACCAAUGGGUGAUGGGUCUCGACUCUACAUCUGCGGCACCAACGCACAUAGCCCUAAGGACUGGGUACUAUACCAAAACAAGUGCCUACUAGUUAAUACAGAUACAGAACCUGUCAUUUACCCCACUUUUGUUAACUUUUUUAUCGCCGAUGACAGCGAAGAUUUAUGGCUAUUAUCUAGGAAGUACUUAGCUGAUCAAUUUCAUUGGACACUCGCCAAAGAUCUCAACAGGUUACAUAUGCUACAAACUAAAAGUGCAAGAUGGUAUCAGAUUGUAACCAUAACAUCAGAAAGUGUUUAA